Molecule: messenger RNA, 2776 nt
Organism: Aedes aegypti (yellow fever mosquito)
Lineage: Eukaryota; Metazoa; Arthropoda; Insecta; Diptera; Culicidae
Exons: 3
Coding region: 199-1134 (311 amino acids)
Source: RefSeq, a predicted model, not a curated record
AGUUUCGAUUUAGUCUUCGUCGCGAGCGGUCGUGUAGCACUGUUGUAGAUAUACGCGAGACAUGGCGCAGGCAUAUGUUCGCAACAGGUGAAUAAUACUAAACGAGUGGAGUGAUAAAAUUCAGCGUGAAGUCAAUAAGAAGAAACUCAAAUUACAAGCCCUUUGAGUUCAAACGAGGAUACUUGAAAAGCGGUCAACAUGCAAAGAGAGCUGAUCAUGUUCGUUGCCCUUAUUUUGGGAAAUCUUCAUGGAAACAGUGGUACACCAGCAGUUAGCCAGAAUCAUAAUACCGACAAUGAUAAAACCGCAAGUGACGAAGACCUGAUGAUGGAACCUGACGAACACAAUGGAGAUUCAGCAACUCAAGCGACUGUUAGACGAGCAACGUCCAUUGGCGCAUUUCACCACCCAUACAAUCAGCAUAUGUACAUCACUGCGACAAGGCGAGAUGAAAGUGCGCAACUCACCGACGAGGAGAGAGCGGUGGCUGCUUCGGAAGGCUUUUAUCCCUCCUUCAUGCGCAGUUCCCGACAAUAUUUUCAGCCAUCUGAAGUUGAAAGAUUCCGACCGCCGACAGCUGGACGAGCGAAAUUGGUUGAACCGUCAAUAUUAGGUUCAGGGGAUUUUGGCGUCCUAAAGGGUGGAACCUUCUAUCAAGACAACGAUCCUCCACUGAGAGGUUACCAGAACGAUUUUUACGGGCUUAAUCUUAAAAGUCACAAUGGUCAUCAACGACCGUUUGCAGCACCCUUGGUGCAAAAAUUCCGCUACCCAUCGGAUCCUGCUGAUCCGUUUUCCAACUUUAGAGAUUUUGCCGACAUUAAUGUUUCAAAUGACGCAGGUCAAUAUUCCGAGCUCUAUGUUGUAUACGCCAAUCAGAAUAGUAGUCAUACUGAGCCAAGCGUAAUCAACAAGGUAGACGAGACAAGUGAAAAAUCUAUUGAAAAUAUUAAAGAUAAGCUAGACCUGAUCGACAAAGAAAUUAGUUUGGAGCACAAAAAAGCAAAACUGAGUAAAACUAAAUUAAAAUUCAUAAAAACUAAGUUGCAAGCUAAAAUGAAGGUUCAGAUGAAGACAGGUAGUACAACUUCUGUUCCUGAAUCCGAAAGUGAUUUCAUGUUAGCGUUAAGUUAAACAAAAUAGAAUGCAAAUAGAAAAUAAUCUAGAAUUGCUUUCUAAAUCAAAGACUGUGUACCUUCGAACAGAUUACCUUUAAUUUCUAAGGUGCAAAUUGUGUACGUACAGUUAGAAGAAUUAGAAAGGUUCUGCUGAAAGCAUAGAUAAGUAAUGAACACUUCAUGACAUUUGAAGACAAACCAGUGCAUCGAAUGGAAGAUUCAUCGAAUAGUGAUAAAAUGAUAUACAGCAAAAAUCAACGUCAAAUCCACUUUGACGCCUUAUGUAAGGGACAUGCGAAUGGGAAAUCGUUUGAUCUCUAUAUAAAUCGACUACCAAAACAACGUGUCACGAUAACUCGUAUAACUCCCCUCCACGAUGACAGCUUUGUUCAGCUAAUGAGCGGGACGCUGUAAAUCUACUUGAUCACAGAUUACUGUUUUCAAAUCUGAUGCAUCACCAAAAAAUAGCAAUUAUACAUAUACAUAGCUUAGAAAUAGGUUAUAUUCAAGGUUUAAUAGACACAUGAAAAAAAAUAUUACGAAGAUUAACAAAUUUUGAACCGUUUUUCAGCAAAAUAAAAAUCUUCAAGACUAUUGUAAAAAAAAUCGAAAAUCCAUCGCUAGUUGCUAUGUAUAAAAUUCGAAAAAAAAAUGGACCAUUAAAACAGCCAAAACAGUUGUAUUCAUGUGGUAUUCUUGUUAUUGCGGUCGGAUCCCUGGAAUUCCUAGUAUUAAAAAUCAAUUCACACACCAGUGAUUGGAUUGAGGAAGGAUUUUUUAAAACUCUGGAAUCUCUAGGAUUUUUUUCUGGAAUUCCAUCAAAAAUUCUUAUGAGUCCGUUUCAUCUAAAUGUUUUAUUAGAAUCUUGUAUUUCAUUCGAUUCAUAGAAAACUUGUAAUCAAUUCAAUCUGGUGGAAAUUCUGAAAUCCGGGUGCAAUGUUCAGAUUUUUACGGAAAGUGUAGUGAAUCCUGGGUGAGCGUUAAAAUUCAAUGAGAAUCCCCCUGCAAUGCCAGGGUUCCCAUCAAAAUUAUAAUAAUUCGUACCGAUAUCACAAAAAUUCCCAUCGGCAUUGAGUAUACCGAUUUUAAAAAGGUUUAUACCAGAAUUAAAGAUUUCCUCUGAAAAUCACAAUUUUGACAUCAGAAUUCUAAAGAUUCACGCCACAAUUUGCAGGAAUACCAACGAAAUCUUAUGGAUUCUUACUCAUGUACCGCCUCGAAGAUACCCACAAUAUUCGAAAAGGGAAAUAACCGGAAUCUCAACCAAAGUACCAAAGUUUCUACCAGAUUUCUAUUAUUUCCACAAGAAUUCCAGAACAACACCGAGAAUUCUACAAUUAUCAUAACAAAUCCAAAAUGUCUAUCGGAAUCCCAAAACUUCGACUGACUCUCGGUAAAUUCAGAAUAACAAUUCCCAUCGACAUUCAUCAUCUUAAUUGCCAAGGUAAUCUUACCGGAAUCUCAGAUUUUUUUUAAUGUCAAAACUCACAACGUUUUCUCAUGAUUUGUACUUAAAUGUAAAUUAAUUCAAUUCCACAAUUUCGAAGCAUGUGUAGCAACAUGUGAAGACAACUACCAGUAGCUUUGUAGUAAAUGCUACCUUUAUUCAUACCAACGCGUUGUUUCUAGUAUGUUCGAAAGAUACAGUAAAUUGAAAU